AUGUCGCGGUCUUUUCGCCGCGGCCUCCUGGCGGCGGCAGCCGUUUGGGCGGCAUCGGCGGCAGCUGGCAGCGAAUGGAAUCAGGAGCACGACAAUGACAACCAGUGGCUCGCCUCGACCGUCAUUGUCACAAGCACCGUCAUGGUUGACUUGAAGGACAUCAACCAGAAGUGCCUCCGAGGAGAAUUUGUCUGCGGUCCCACUCCGCCACCCACUGCCGACCCAGAGCACUGUCCCGAGUGUGAGAAGUGGCAUUGGGACCCCAAGGACCCCAAGGACCCCAAGGGCCCCGAGGAUCCCAAAGAUCCUUGGGAUUCUGUAGACGUAUACCACGGGCUGUGGGGAGGUUGCUCUGGUGACCACCACUGCCCUAAGGCGUGCAGCUGUAGCUCCAAAGCCAUCUGCGAACACUCUUCUGAUGCCGAUGGGCCCAAGUGCAAGAGUAGCACGGAAUGCCCGCCCGGUCACAUGUGCAAUUCUUACGGCUACUGUCAGCCUCAACCUGGCCCACGAUGUCACGAGAAGGCUUGUGUAGUCGAUGAUGGACCUGAGUGUACUACGAACAACGACUGCUCCCACGGUGAGGUUUGCAAUCAUCACGGUUUUUGUCAAAAGGUUGUUUUCCCCGACUGCGAGAAGAACUGGGACUGCAAGCACGGCCAAAUCUGCACCAACAGAGGCAUUUGCAAGACGAUCGACGAACCACAGUGCACUUGUGAUUCGGACUGCAAGGAUGGACAAAUUUGUAACUCACAAAGAGUCUGCCAAGACGUCGAGUGUCCCAAGUGCCAGUGGGAGAAGGAGUGCCACGAGGGCGAAUCCUGCAAAGACAGCUUCUGCAAGCCCAAGGAAAACAAGUGCAAGGACAAAGACGACUGCAAAGACGACGAAAUCUGCGACUGGGAAGGCAAGUGCCGCCGAGGCAAGCAAUUCCGAUGCCGAGUCGACUCGGAGUGCAAGUUUGGACAGAUUUGUGAUAUUCAUGGUAGUUGCCAGAAGCGCCCAGCUGGUCACAUUUGCGGAUCAGACCGCGAAUGCAAGUCAGAAGAUUUUUGCAAUGCAUUUGGAUACUGCGAAAAGAAGCCCGAGGAGAGGAGGUUCUGUGCAGCUGAUUCGGACUGCAACGGCCUCAACGAAGUUUGCAACGACCACAGGUGCGAAAGGGAGAGGGUUUGCACAUAUAAUGUCGAUUGUGACAUUGGGCAAAUUUGCGUGCCGAGGACUCAGCGCCUGACGGCGUUGGUCGCGAGAGCAAACGAGGCUGUACAGGUACAGGAUGGUGUGAAUGAAACUUGCGACGGCACGGUGUGCAUCAGGAAGAGGUUUUGCGUCAACAGCGCAACUGACUGCGAGUUGGGUGAAAUUUGCUUAAACAACUAUUGCGAGGCACCUUUCACGUGCGGCAACACCACAUGCCAGGCCGACGAGAGAUGCAUAAACGACAGAUGCGUGGGGAGGUGCGGCGGCAUUUUCUGCUCAGGAGACGACAUCUGCGUCAACGAUAGGUGCCAAAGGAACCGCACGUGUGGUUUGACAGCUUGCGAUGACGAUGAAAAAUGCGUCAACAACAGGUGUCUGAAGACGUGCGGUGCUGGUGUCUGUGACGAUUCAGAGCUUUGCAUUGGUCUAGAAUGCCAGCCAAGAUGUGGAAACACAGUUUGCCAGAACAAUGAGGUCUGCCAGGGCAACACGUGCCAGCCAACGUGCGGCAACAGCGUCUGUCUGCCCACCGAGACUUGUGUAGCCAACCAGUGCAACGCGAACUGCGGACUUGUUGUUUGCGGACCUGAUGAGACCUGCAACGACCUCCUGCAAUGUGUUCUGAAGCCCCUGUGCGGCCUCGUUGUCUGCGAGAAUGACGAACUUUGCGACGGCGGCAUAUGCAGGGAGAGGUGCGGCGAUAUCGUCUGCCAGGCCGAUGAGCUUUGCAAUAAUACAAGAUGUCGACAGAGAUGCGGACUCAUCACCUGUAGGGACGAUGAGGUUUGCAACAACAACGACGUAUGCGUCCAGACAUGCGGGUUAGUCACCUGUCAAGCAAAUGAGACUUGCUUGAACGAUGCUUGUGUCCAAACGUGCGGUCUUGGCGUCUGUGACGACACAGAGACCUGUGUCCUCGGCCAGUGCCUCCCGACCUGCGGCUUAACAACUUGCAAUGCCAACGAGACCUGUGUCCUCGGCCAGUGCCUCCCGACGUGUGGUCUAACAACUUGCAAUGCCAAUGAGACUUGUGUCCUUGGACAGUGCCUCCCGACAUGUGGUUUGACAACUUGCAAUAUCGGCGAGACCUGUGUCCUCGGCCUGUGCCUCCCGACGUGUGGUCUAACAACUUGCAAUGCCAAUGAGACUUGUGUCCUCGGCCAGUGCCUCCCGACCUGCGGCUUAACAACUUGCAAUGUUAACGAAACCUGUGUCCUCGGCCAGUGCCUCCCGACAUGUGGUUUGACAACUUGCAAUAUCGGCGAGACUUGUCUGCUGGGCAGGUGUGUUAGGAGAUGCGGAAUCGACACUCCUUGUGAUGACGGCGAAGUCUGCGUCAACGAUGGCACGUGCACAGACAGGUGCAUCGCCGGACUAUGCCAACAAGGAUCGGUCUGCUCUCUGGGUUUCCAAUGGGGGUAUUACAAGCUCGCUCGAUCACCCAGUGACCUCACGACACUCCCGGGGACGAUUCCCUUCCAUGACGACGACCCCCAGACCAACGAGAACUGGCCGCUUUUGCAAUUCCGGCCACGAAUUGCCCUUGCCGCCCAGGUACCCACGGUCACGGGUCUGACGCAGACUCUAGGUAUUCCGACGUCUUGCCCCCCGGAGGACGCCAUCGUCUAUGGCAUCGACACUGGAUAUAGCAUUGAUUACAGUAUCAUCCAGCACAUCGGAUACUUUGUUCCUGAGCAGGCAGGAACAUACACUUUCAGUGCCAAUGCCCCCGUUCCCGACCAGAGUCUGUACGUUUGGUUCGGCGACACUGCUCGGCUACUUUGGGUCAACGCCAACGCAGACCUAAUCGCAGACGGAAGCUGGACCGUCGGAUCCAACACCUACCUGAGGGUCGUUACUCCGGCAGAUGUUGGCACAUAUAUCCCCAUCCGCAUCCUGUUUGUCAACCCUCAGGGUUGCGGUGAGUUUGAGCUCACUGUCCAGGGACCUCUAGGAGAUGUCCUUGUCUCGCGCGAGCAGCAGACUACGGAUGGACAGUUCGUGAGCAACUGCCCCGCGGCGAACAACAUUCUAACAUUGGAGCUUGCUCCCAUCCUCGACAUCGGCAUCGGUAUUAACGGCCUUGAUGCUAACCUCACUGGCGGAUUAGAUCUGGGCGGCCUUGGUGCUAACCUCACCGGCGGAUUGGAUCUGGGUGGCCUUACUAAUCUCACUGGCGGCCUUGGUGCUAACCUCACCGGCGGAUUGGAUCUGGGUGGCCUUACCAAUCUCACCGGCGGCCUUCUUACCAACCUCACCGGUGGACUGGGCCUUGGUGGCCUUGGUACCAAUCUCACUGGCGAUGUGAACCUUGGCGGCGGCGGCGGCGGCGGCGGUAUCAACGUCACAGCAGGGGCGGAUCUUGGUGGCCUUGGUAAUCUCACCGGCGGAGUAAAUGUUGGAGGCGGUGGCAUUAACGUCACCGGAGGAACAAAUCUUGGUGGCCUUGGUACCAAUCUGACGGGCGGAUUGCUUGGCGGCCUUACCAACCUCACUGGCGGCCUUCUUACCAACCUCACUGGCGGAUUGAACCUUGGUGGAGGUGGCAGUUCCUGA
This is a messenger RNA of Trichoderma aggressivum f. europaeum, 3756 nucleotides long. RefSeq lists its product as uncharacterized. The transcript has 4 exons. Bases 1 to 3756 code for a protein of 1251 amino acids. The record is from RefSeq and is a predicted model, not a curated record. NCBI's taxonomy places the organism in Eukaryota, Fungi, Ascomycota, Sordariomycetes, Hypocreales, Hypocreaceae.